This is a messenger RNA of Meloidogyne enterolobii, 501 nucleotides long. The record is from the annotation of a GenBank genome assembly. NCBI's taxonomy places the organism in Eukaryota, Metazoa, Nematoda, Chromadorea, Rhabditida, Meloidogynidae.
AUGCAAUUAAAAAUCCUUUCCCCUUCUAUAUACCACCAAUUAGUCCCAAAUUCAACUAGACCAAUUUGGCAUCAAUGGCAUAUUAAUAAUGAAGACAAAAAUAAUAAAGAAAAUUUGGAAGAAAAUAAUGAGAAUUUUAAUAUUAAUAAACGUUCUUCGACUGCUAGAAGACGUUUAUUUUUUGAAGAAGGAGGAGGGGGAGGGGAAGAAAAUAAAGAAAUAAAUAAACAAUUUGUCCAAAAUUGGUUAAAUGAAUUGUCUGAACAUUAUAAACAAAAAUGGGGAUUUGAUUUUGAUGAAUGUAAACCUUUGGAAAAAAGUCGUUUUGAAUUUGAACGGGUACCUGCCGAUCAAGUGCCUGGAUUUUAUAGAACAACAAAAACAUUAAAAUAUAAAAAUAACGAGGGAAAAGAAUGUUUUAGAAGCAAAGCAGAAUUAAAUAAUAAUUGUUGUUCUGAAAAUAAUUCUGGUGAAUUAACAACAACUUGUUUAGGUAAAUAA